AUGUUGACUGCCUUCAGAAGGAACUCAAGGCUAUUGCGUGCUGGUUCAAGGGGUUUGGCUUCCGUUGCUCCACAUGUGCGGACUUCUGUUCUGCCUAACGGUUUGACGGUGGCCACUGAGAAAAUCCCCCAAUGCGAAACUGCAACUGUUGGUGUAUGGAUAGACGCCGGAUCGCGUGCCGAUGUCUCUGAUAGCACAAGUGGAACUGCUCAUUUCCUGGAGCAUCUUGCUUUUAAGGGAACCAAUAGCAGAACUCAGUUCAAUCUGGAGCUCGAAGUGGAGAACUGUGGGUCUCACCUUAAUGCCUACACUUCCAGGGAAAAUACGGUGUACUACGCCAAGUCGCUAAAAGAAGAUAUCCCAAGAGCUGUUGAUAUUCUUUCUGAUAUCCUCACUCGUUCGAAGUUGGAAAGAAUUGCCAUCGAAAAGGAAAGGCCAGUGAUUAUCAGAGAGAGUGAAGAGGUUGACAAGAUGUAUGACGAGGUGGUGUUCGACAGACUUCAUGAGGUCACCUUCAAAGGCCAACCUCUAGGAAGAACUAUUCUGGGACCAAUAGAAAACAUCAAGUCUCUGACCAGAGAAGACCUCAAGAACUAUAUCGAAACCAACUACAAGGGCGACAGGAUGGUGUUGGUUGGUGCUGGUGCGGUUGAUCACGAACAGCUAGUUGAGCUGGCGCAAAAGAGCUUCGGCCAUGUUCCCAUUAGUGAGAAGAGCAUACCACUGGGAUCACCCAGAGGUGACUUGCCGAGGUUUUACGGCGAAGAGGUGAGAGUGGUGGACACUUCUCUGCCAAACACUUAUAUUGCCCUUGCCGUAGAAGGUGUUUCCUGGAGUGCCCCAGACUAUCUCACGGGAUUGGUCACGCAGGCUGUUGUUGGAAACUGGGACAGGGCCAUGAAUUCGGGUUCGCAUUCGCCUUCUCCUUUGGCUGUGAAAGUUUCCACUGGGUCAGGAAACGGAGAGCCAUUGGCAAACUCAUACAUGUCCUUCUCUACCUCGUACUCGGACACUGGUCUCUGGGGAAUGUACUUGGUACUGGAUAAAGAUGCCAACAUAGAGCCUUUGGUUGAGUGCGUACUUCAAGAGUGGGAAAGACUCAGAAAGGGAGAAAUCACCGAACAGGAGGUCGAGACUGCAAAAGCUCAGCUCAAGGGCUCUCUCUUACUCUCUCUUGAUGGUACCACGGCCAUAGCCGAGGAUAUCGGGAGACAACUGGUCACCACCGGUCACAGAAUGUCACCCCAAGAGGUUUUUGAUAGAGUGGAUAAGAUCACCAGAGACGAAGUUGUCCAAUGGGCCAAGUACAGAUUGCAGGAUAAGCCCAUUGCUGUUGCGGCUUUAGGAACUCUCAACACUCUUCCUGCCCACUCGAAGAUCGCCCAAGGAAUGUCCACGUGA
Messenger RNA from Kuraishia capsulata CBS 1993, 1401 nucleotides. RefSeq lists its product as uncharacterized. The record is from RefSeq and is a predicted model, not a curated record. The transcript has a single exon. Lineage: Eukaryota; Fungi; Ascomycota; Pichiomycetes; Pichiales; Pichiaceae. Bases 1 to 1401 code for a protein of 466 amino acids. Gene Ontology annotation, molecular function: metal ion binding; metalloendopeptidase activity. Gene Ontology annotation, cellular component: mitochondrion.